AAACCUAGCCCGCGGCCGCCGCCACCUAUAUAAACGAACCCUCGUUUCGCUCUCCUCUUCCCUGCGAGACCCAACCACAAGAGCGGCGGCGCGGGCGGACCAGGAGGAGGCCGCGGAGCAGCAGGAGCAGCCGGGCAAGGCCACCGCUGCCACCAUGGGUAUCUCGCGUGACUCGAUGCACAAGCGCCGGGCCACCGGUGGGAAGCAAAAGGCCUGGAGGAAGAAGCGAAAGUAUGAGCUUGGCCGCCAGCCAGCCAACACCAAGUUGUCAAGCAACAAGACAGUGAGGAGGGUCCGUGUCCGAGGAGGUAAUGUGAAGUGGAGGGCUCUCCGCCUGGAUACCGGUAACUACUCAUGGGGUAGUGAGGCUGUUACCCGCAAGACCCGUAUCCUGGAUGUUGUCUACAAUGCGUCAAACAAUGAGCUUGUUCGGACCCAGACCCUUGUGAAGAGCGCCAUUGUGCAAGUUGAUGCUGCCCCAUUCAAGCAGUGGUACCUCACUCACUAUGGAGUGGACAUUGGUAGGAAGAAGAAGGCCCCGGCUGCUAAGAAGGAUGCUGCUGAGGGUCAAGAGGGUGAGGCCACAGCUGAGGAAACCAAGAAGAGUAACCAUGUCCAGAGGAAGCUUGAGAAGCGCCAGCAGGGACGCACACUUGACCCGCACAUUGAGGAGCAAUUUGGAAGUGGAAGGUUGUUGGCAUGCAUUGCUUCUCGCCCUGGGCAGUGUGGCCGAGCUGACGGUUACAUCAUUGAGGGUAAAGAGCUCGAGUUCUACAUGAAGAAGCUCCAGAGGAAGAAGGGCAAGGGUGCCGCAGCUUAGAAGCAAUAUAUUGUCUGGAAGGGGGUGACUUAUCUUAUCCUUUACUCUGGGUUUCGUUAGUCCUCAAGUGUGUUAUGUCGUGUUGCAGACCUGAUGAACACCAAUUUUAAUUUUCUGAAAGUGAAUCUACUUUAGCUUCAAAGAACUGAGAAUUUUCACCUGCUGUGGUUUUGUAUUCUCUUGAUGUUUAGGUUCACAGUUUAUUGGCAGUUUGUGUUUAGCAGUUUUGGUAUUCUCUUGAUGUUUGGGUUCACAGAUUAUUGUCAGAAGGUGAAAUUGGUAGCUGCUAGCCGUUCCAGCUUC
This is a messenger RNA of Panicum virgatum (switchgrass), 1123 nucleotides long. RefSeq names its product 40S ribosomal protein S8-like. The record is from RefSeq and is a predicted model, not a curated record. The transcript has 5 exons. Gene Ontology annotation, molecular function: structural constituent of ribosome. Gene Ontology annotation, cellular component: ribosome; cytosolic small ribosomal subunit. Bases 155 to 820 code for a protein of 221 amino acids. NCBI's taxonomy places the organism in Eukaryota, Viridiplantae, Streptophyta, Magnoliopsida, Poales, Poaceae. Gene Ontology annotation, biological process: translation; maturation of SSU-rRNA from tricistronic rRNA transcript (SSU-rRNA, 5.8S rRNA, LSU-rRNA).